Molecule: messenger RNA, 1679 nt
Organism: Belonocnema kinseyi
Lineage: Eukaryota; Metazoa; Arthropoda; Insecta; Hymenoptera; Cynipidae
Product: sodium-dependent phosphate transport protein 1, chloroplastic-like
Exons: 8
Coding region: 267-1487 (406 amino acids)
Biological process (GO): monoatomic anion transport; transmembrane transport
Molecular function (GO): transmembrane transporter activity
Source: RefSeq, a predicted model, not a curated record
UUUAAUUAGGUUUAAUUGACACGUCAAAAACUCCGGCAAGAUUUUCGACUUUCGAAAGUAUUGCAGAAUGUUGUGGCAGCUGUGUUCGUAAUUUUUUAUAAAAUAGUGAUUUAGAAGAAAUAAAAUGGAGUUUCGCGUUGAAUUAAAGACGUUCUCGAGUCAAGAAGCAACUUAGUUUCGAAAUUUUUAGGUUAGGCUUAAAAAAAACUUUUCGAAACGAUGUGACUUUUUUGGUUUAUUUAAAAUUUGAAAUUUAGUGUGACAAGAUGCCAAGAUUAAAAAUGCUUCCGAAGACUUCUCGGAUUGUGGCUUUGUGUUCCGCAGCGAAUUUUAUUAAUGCCGCGGAUCGAGUUAUUAUGCCGAUUGCCAUUGUUCCUAUGACAGACGAAUUUAAGUGGAAUCUUCACUGGCAAGGCUGGAUUCUCUCUGCUUUUGCAUUCGGAUACUUCACGAGUCAGAUAAUUGGUGCCAGCACAGCCAAUCGUUUUGGAUGUAAAACUGUUUUGAUGGUAGCUGUUUUGCUAUGGUCGAUUAGCACAGUCAUUACCCCACUUUUGGCCCAUUCUGUUACGUUACUUGUAAUAUGUCGAGUGAUCCUUGGACUUGGUGAAGGCCUCGGCCUGCCAGUCAUAUUUCAUUUAUUUGCUCACAAUGUUCCUGUGGAGGAAAGAUCUCGAGCUUUCGGUUAUCUUGUAGCUGCUGGCUCUGUGGGUCAAGUAGUUGCCUCAGUUUUGUGUCCCCACUUAUCGUGGCAAACUGGAUUUUACCUCUUUGGCUCAUUCGGAAUUCUUUGGACACUGAUGUGGUUAAUAUUGUAUCACGAAACCAACAGUCAGGACGAAAUUCCUCUAUUUUUGCCCAAGGUUGCUCAGAACAGAAGUCUUCGAUGGACAGAAUUUAUGGCGCACUGGCCGUUGUGGUCUUUGUAUAUAGCACAUUUUGCCAUGAAUUGGAGUAGCUACAUAAUUAUGCAAUGGCUGCCAACUUAUUUGUCGAGAAAUUUGUCCGCCAAUAAGGAAAGCAUCAGUCUCACUGCCUUGCCCUAUAUUGUUAAUUCCCUUGUCGGCAUAGCUGCCGGACACAGUGCCGACAAUCUCAUACAAAAAAGAUGGUCGGUUUUGAGUGUGAGAAGACUGAUGACAAAUAUUGGCCUGAUUGGCCCUGGGGCUUUUCUUCUUGCAUUUUGUGCAGUCGACAAUCUUGUUUUAGCAGUGAUAUUUAUCUCAAUUUCGAUGGGACUCUGCGCCUGUAAUUCUUCCGGCCACCUCAGCAAUCACGCAGACGUGGCACCCAAUCAUGCAGGCAUUACUUUUGCAAUAUCGAACACAAUAGCGACAAUCCCGGGAAUUUUGUGUGGACCACUCACAGCGGAAUUGGUAACUGCGUCCCAUGGUCGCUGGAUGCCAGUUUUUGUUUUGGCAGCUGUGAUAAAUUUUACGGGAGCAAUAAUCUACCAAAGUCACAGUUCAGCCACAGUAGUGUUGUGAUAUCCAGAAAACUCUGUUAUUAACACUGUUAUGUAAAAAAAGGAUUAAUCAUAUCUCGAUAUCAGCAGGUAUCAGAUCAUAUCGUGCGAAACAGAAGGAAAAAGUGAAUGAACUUAAGUGAAAAUUAAGGCCUGUGAAAUGAGCGCUUGUGAAUUGUGAUGUACGCUAUUAAUAAAAAAUUAUUUUUAAGAA